Harmonia axyridis is the source of this 1682-nucleotide messenger RNA. RefSeq names its product gustatory and odorant receptor 22-like. Gene Ontology annotation, cellular component: membrane; dendrite; axon. Lineage: Eukaryota; Metazoa; Arthropoda; Insecta; Coleoptera; Coccinellidae. Gene Ontology annotation, biological process: sensory perception of taste. The transcript is spliced from 5 exons. Bases 3 to 1316 code for a protein of 437 amino acids. The record is from RefSeq and is a predicted model, not a curated record.
AUAUGUUCUCCCUAUACGAUGACGAAGAAAGGGGAACUACAAAUAUUCAUAAUCGGAAUACAAUCAGAGUUCAUCAGAAAGGAAAUGAUUUCAAGGACCCUUCAUCAGGCAAGAAACAAAGAGAAGAAGAGCCAGAUCCAGAUCUCCUAGAGAAAUAUGAUAGUUUCUACCAAACAACAAAGAGCUUGUUGGUACUAUUUCAGAUAAUGGGUGUUAUGCCCAUAGAGAGAGCAAGCAAAGGAUUUACAACAUAUAGGUGGAUUUCACCAGCAGCUCUGUGGGCCUAUUUCAUCUACGUUGUUGAGACAGUCUUUGUUGGCAUGGUGUUCAAGGAGAGAUUGAUGCUCAUUUCUCAAGGGGGUAAAAGAUUCGAUGAAUAUAUUUAUGGCAUAAUUUUUCUCAGCAUUAUGAUUCCGCAUUUUUUAUUGCCAGUCGGAGCCUGGACUACAGGGACGGAGGUUGCUAUAUUCAAGAAUAUGUGGACGAGGUUUCAGCUGAAAUAUUUCCAAGUUACUGGUACGCCGAUCAUUUUCAAAAAUUUGGAACUGAUAACAUAUUCUCUGUGUGUGAUUUCUUGGCUCGCUGGUAUCUUAAUCAUGCUAGCGCAAUAUUACCUUCAACCUGAUAUGCUACUUUGGCACACGUUCGCGUAUUUCCACAUUUUAGCUAUGCUGAACUGCCUAUGUUCUCUUUGGUUCAUCAAUUGCACAGCCAAAGGACAGGUGGCGCAGUGGUUGGCUACGAACGUGGAAGAAGCUCUGAAGGUACCCAAUUCUUCGGAAAGAUUAUCGGCUUACAGAGAUUUGUGGGUGGACCUAUCCCAUAUGAUGCAACAACUCGGCAAGGCCUACUGUGGUAUGUACGGCCUUUAUUGCGUCCUUAUCCUCCUCACCACAAUAGUGGCAACUUACGGCUGUUUAACCGAAAUAUUAGACCAUGGAUUCUCCUUCAAAGAAACUGGUCUACUCCUAAUCGCAUCCUAUUGUUUAGUUCUUCUGUACAUAAUAUGCAACGAGGCACACCACGCAUCCAGAAAGAUGGGUCCCGAAUUCAGAGAUAGGCUCUUGAAUGUUCAUCUCACUUCUUUAGAUCAUCGAACCAGAGAGGAAGUGAAUAUGUUCCUAACUGCUAUCGAAAAGAAUCCGCCUAUUAUGAAUCUGAAUGGCUUUGCUGAUAUAAAUAGGGAGCUGUUGACUUCGACUUUGACUUCCAUGGCCACCUAUCUCCUGAUGCUGAUGCAGUUCCGGCUUUCGUUAAUGAGGAACGCAUCUAUAGCCGCAAGGAGGGCCAUGUCUAGAAACGCAACCAUGUCCUGAAGGAAUUGUAACAACAAUGGCAUUAUUGUUGCAAUCACGAACAAUGAUAUCUUUCCGACAAUUCAGCAUUUCUUUUUUUUCACUUGGAGAUAUCGAUAGUACCUAUUGUUGAGUUCUUCGUUUCCAUUCGGAGAUACUAGAUAGCUAGAUAGAACAGAAGAUUCAUGCGAAAAAAUAAAUGACAUUUAAGUUCUUCAUCAUAAACGCCUUUAACGAAAUGAUUCGUAGCCAUUGGAAAACACCGAUAUUUAAAUACCAUCCUUGAAGGCAUUAGGCCAAUCAUUUUUGCAAAAACUCCUAUGGAAGAGGCAUCAAUAUCAGCUAAUGAACAAUAUUAAGUACAGAUGUGCCGGGUUUUUCACCAAA